AUGUCAGUAUCGAGACCGCAGCUUUCGCUGUGGGAAAAGAGAGAUUUGGUCUUUCGCUUGUUAUUUCGAGCCCCGAUACAACUGGUGUGGAACUUCUUCUACGGCGUCCCGUUUGCUAUCGCGAGAGGCGUCUCGAUUCGCUUCUUCGCGUUCUGCGCCUACUACCGUUUCGCGCUAGGAUGCAUGCGAGCGCGCGAGAUACAAUUCCUGAUUCCUCCUUCCAUCAAGACGUACGAGAAAUGGAUUGCGAGGAAGCAAAAGCGUCACCCCGAGCUCGCCGACAAGCUGCAGAAGAAGAUUGAAAUGCUCCCCGCCAACGACGGCUCCAUCCUCUGGAUCGGCAACCGACAAAAGGCCACCAAGUUCGUCCUCUUCUUCCACGGCGGCGGCUACGUCGUGCCGCUUCUCCCCGGCCAUCUCGACUGGUGCUGGGAAGCGUACGUCGCCGGCGGUCCCGGAGCCCACGCCGAGGUGGCCGUCGCCGUCCUCCAGUACACGCUCGUCCCCGAGGCGCGCUACCCUACCCAGCUCCGCCAGGCCAUCGCGGCUCUGAACCAGCUCAUCCUCUCCGGCAUCGACCCGAACAAUCUGCUCGUCGGCGGCGACUCGGCGGGCGGCAACCUGGCGUGCUCCGUCGUCCGCCACAUCUGCCACCCAUGCCACCUCGAGAUCCCGGCGCUGCGCCUCGAGAGCCGCCUCGCGGGCGUGUUCUUGGUGUCCCCCUGGCUCACCAGCAAGACGACGGCGCCGGCCUUUGCGGAGAACAACUACGUCGACAUGCUCACCACGACGUGCAUGUCGCGCGCCGCGGUCGAGCUGCUUCAUCCGCGCUUCCCGGUGCGAAACAAGUCCGACGAGAGUGAUCUUGCCAUGGCGAUGCCGAUGGACAGCGACAUGGCGUGGGUGGAUGAGAUUUCGACGGCGACGAACAGCCUAUACAUUACGGGAGGCCAGCAGGAUGCUUUUCGGGAUGAUAUUCGCGCCUUCUCUGAGCACGUCAGCUGCGGGAAUAAUGAUUUGGAUUUACUUGUUGAAUUACCGGAAAGGGAGGCUCAUGAUUUCAUUUUGCUAGAGGGUCAGACGGGGCGUGUUGGUGAUGCCACGGCCGUGGCCCCCGUCGACGUGAUGCAUCCAGACCAACCCCCCCUCAACUGCGCCUACAACCGCGACGAUGUCGUGGCCGGCCUCACCCAAUACUACUCAGCCAUCACGCACAUGGCCUACAUCCCCUCAUCCUACGUCGACUUCCCCCCGCCAGGAGGCUGGACGGACGCCGACCUCGACGUCGGCGCCCUGCGCGCCCUGCGACGCUCCGAGGCCGUCAUCGAUCUGCUGCGCCAUCUCCCCUACCCCAGACCGAUGCACGACGGACCUCGUCCGGGCCCUUGGAACGUCGCACCACACACCAAGGCUGUGCGCUACCUCCGUCACAUGGGACACUUUAGCCAGUGGUCCGAUCGCGGCGACGCGGGGCUCCUCGAGCUGGCUGCCCUCCCCUCGCGCGACACGGGCGCUGCGCCGAUGGACCUGCCGCCCGAUAUCGUCUGUCUCACCUUUGGAGAGCACCACUCUGCCACGUCGCCCACGAGGCCGUACUGGUGGAUCGUAGACUGCGGCCGCGGUAUCCUCACGCCGUAUCAGGAGAGAAUGUACAGCGUCGGAAAGGUGCCGCGCAACAAGCCGUGGCGGUGUGUCCGGUCGUACUCUGUGGCGGACUACUUCUCGCAGCUCGUGUCGAACCUGGGCGUCCGGCUGUUUCCCGUGCCGCCGACUGAGGACGCCGACGCCGAGAUCCUCGACCCGCAUGCCCUCUCGAAGACGCCGGAGCCGGUGGAGAUUUAUCGCCGUUACGGCUGGGGCACCGGUGAUCUCCUAGACUUUGGACACGACGAGUGCAUCGUCGCGCUCCAGGCCUGGCGGCGCCGGCUGCACGAGGAAGAGCGGAGGAAGAUUGCUCAGGACGUGGACGAUGCGGACGAUGCGGAUUUCGAGAUGGACGACAGUGACGACGACGACGACGAUGAUUACGACGAUGACGAUGACGAUGCGGCGGCGGGGAGAGAAGCGGGUGAUGGGCUUGCUGAUGCUGUGGCGGAUAUGGAGAUGGAUGAUUUGAGCGCCGAGGUCGCUGCGUUGGGAGCUGACAUGAGCCCGGAGGAACGUGCAAAGUUUAACUGCAGAGAGAAUCAGUCGCACUUUGAGUGGAUUGACUCUGAAUGA
This is a messenger RNA of Colletotrichum orchidophilum, 2220 nucleotides long. RefSeq lists its product as uncharacterized. The record is from RefSeq and is a predicted model, not a curated record. NCBI's taxonomy places the organism in Eukaryota, Fungi, Ascomycota, Sordariomycetes, Glomerellales, Glomerellaceae. The transcript is spliced from 3 exons. Gene Ontology annotation, molecular function: hydrolase activity. Bases 1 to 2220 code for a protein of 739 amino acids.